UCCAGUAGAUCCAAGAUGGCAGACAAGCGGCGAUGUGCUGAAGUUCACUGUUAACUUAUCGCUGGAGCUUCUUCUCUCCUCUCUGCUGUCUGUUGGUGUCUGCUGAGGACGAAUACAGCAGGGGUCCCCCAGAUCUGGAUCACGGGGUUUUCAGAUCUACAGUGUUUUCCAGGUGUCUUUCUGGGAUGUCCAGGCUAGGUGCCCUGAGGGGGCUCAGCCCUGAAGCACAAACCACCAGCACGGACAAUUUUACUGCUGAGAGAUUACACAAGCCUCUACAGAUGGACACAUCCACAUGUAGAGACACCUGCACAGCUGCUUGAGAGGGAGAACCCUUUUUCCCUCUUUGAUCGCCCAAUUUACAUUCCGUCCAUCCGACAAUCAUCCACCCUGCCCUCUUUCCAUUCAGGCGUCUAGAGUGUACUAUGCGCUGCAGAGCUAGUAGUGGAGAGCAGGUAAUGGAUGAUGCUAGCCAUGGUGACCUAGUGUAAAUGGCUAUUCCUCAGCACAGCUCAGUGCCGGUAUCUACUGCUCAAUCCUCCGCCCCCCCCUCUUCUCACCCCUACUCCACCUCUCUGCUCUCCUUCCUUGUUUACCGCUGCUGCUUGCCGUCCGGUCCCGCCUCUCCCCUCCAACACCAUGGUCGGUGCAGGCUUUGGCGUGUGGAAGCUAAUGCGAGGUGUCCGCCAGCUGGAGCUCCACCGCCUUAUCCUGGCACUCAUCAUCUUCUGCUUGCUGUCCAUGGCCUUCCUAGCUUACUACGUCUCCAACAGCCCCAAAAUCAAGGAGGCCCCCCCUUUACCCUUCAGUGACUGCGGCGGAGGAGGGGGGAUGUCGCUGGGAGCGAGCACCGGGGCAGCCGGAGGUGGACCGGGCGUCCAAAGGGCACCGCUUUUCCUCCCCCAGCGACAGGGCCGACUACGGCAGGUAAAGGCGAUGGACAAUUCCAGGACAGAGCCCGUCGUUCUGGUGUUCGUGGAGAGCAUCUACUCCCAGCUGGGCCAGGAGAUUGUAGCCAUAUUAGAGUCCAGCCGCUUCCACUACCGGACAGAGAUUGCUCCUGGUAAAGGAGACAUGCCCACGUUGACGGAGCAUAACCGUGGGCGCUACACACUGAUCAUCUACGAAAAUGUGUUGAAAUACGUCAAUCUGGAUGCGUGGAACCGCGACUUGCUGGACAAGUACUGCGCCGAGUAUGGAGUAGGCGUCAUUGGAUUUUUCAAAGCAAACGAAAACUCUCUCCUCAGUGCACAGCUCAAAGGUUUCCCCCUCUUUCUACACUCACACCUGGGACUCAGGGACUACCGUAUCAACCCCAAUGCUCCUCUACUCUACAUCACCAAGCCCAACCAGGUGGAGCAGGGCUCUUUACCAGGGGAUGACUGGACCAUUUUCCAGUCCAACCACUCUACCUAUGAACCAGUGCUUCUGGCCAGUACCAAGUCCACGGAGGCACUGGCACAUUUUGGACCCAGCCCCUUGCGGGCCCUCCACGCCACCGUGGUCCAGGACUUGGGGCUCCACGAUGGCAUUCAAAGGGUUCUCUUUGGAAACAAUCUCAACUACUGGCUUCACAAGCUGGUGUUUGUGGACUCCAUUGCAUACCUGACAGGGAAGAGACUGUGUUUGUCCUUGGACCGCCACAUCCUUGUGGACGUUGAUGAUAUAUUCGUGGGCAAGGAGGGAACCCGUAUGAAGGUGUCAGACGUGGAGGCAUUGCUCAACACACAAAACAAGCUGAGAGCGCUGGUCCCUAAUUUCACUUUCAAUUUGGGAUUUUCCGGAAAGUUCUAUCACACAGGAACCGAUGAAGAGGAUCAGGGAGACGACAUGCUGCUGCAGCACAAGAUGGACUUCUGGUGGUUCCCUCACAUGUGGAGCCACAUGCAGCCUCACCUCUUUCACAACGUCAGCGUCUUGGCAGAGCAGAUGAGGCUAAACAAGUUCUUUGCUCAGGAGCAUGGCAUCCCAACAGACAUGGGCUAUGCAGUGGCUCCGCACCACUCUGGAGUUUACCCAGUUCACAGCCAGCUCUAUGAGGCCUGGAAGUCUGUGUGGGGCAUCAAGGUGACCAGCACUGAGGAAUACCCUCAUCUGAGGCCAGCUCGAUACCGCCGUGGCUUCAUCCACAAUGGGAUCCAGGUGUUGCCCAGGCAGACCUGUGGUCUGUUCACCCAUACAAUCUUCUAUAACGAAUACCCAGGAGGUUCCAAGGAGCUGGACAAGAGCAUCAGAGGAGGAGAGCUCUUCCUCACUGUCCUCCUAAACCCUAUCAGCAUCUUCAUGACACACCUGUCCAACUAUGGCAACGAUCGUCUGGGUCUGUACACCUUUGAGUCUCUGGUGAAGUUUGUCCAGUGUUGGACCAACCUCAGGCUGCAGACGUUGCCCCCCGUCCAGCUCGCCGACAAGUACUUCCAGAUCUUCCCUGAGGAGAGGGACCCACUUUGGCAGAACCCUUGUCAUGACAAGAGACACAAAGACAUCUGGUCUAAAGAAAAGACCUGUGAUCGCCUCCCCAAAUUCCUCGUCAUUGGACCACAGAAAACAGGCACUACAGCGCUUCAUUCAUUCCUGAGCCUCCACCCAGCCGUCACCAGCUCCUUCCCCAGCCCCACCACCUUUGAGGAGAUCCAGUUCUUCAGUGGAGCAAACUAUGACAACGGGAUAGACUGGUACAUGGACUUCUUCCCAUUCCCUUCCAAUGUCAGCACAGAUUUCAUGUUUGAAAAGAGUGCCAACUACUUCGACACAGAGGCGGCGCCUAAGAGAGCUGCUGCCCUGCUUCCCCGAGCCAAAGUCCUGGCAGUGCUCAUCAACCCGUCGGACAGGGCCUACUCCUGGUACCAGCACCAGAGGGCCCACCAGGACCCUGCAGCCCUCAACAACACUUUCCAUGCCGUGGUGACAGCAGGCCCCUCCGGCCCCAGGGACCUGCAGGCCCUCCAGAGACGCUGCCUUCACCCUGGGGCCUACGCUCCCCACCUGGAGCGCUGGCUGCAACACUACCAGCCCAGCCAGUUGCACAUCGUGGACGGGGCCCUGCUGAGGUCCAACCCGGCACUGGUGAUGGAGGGAAUCCAGAGAUUCCUCGGUGUCACUCCCAUCUUCAACUACACCCAGGCUCUGAUGUACGAUGACAGCAAAGGUUUCUGGUGUCACCGGGUGGAAGGAGGUCGAGCCAAGUGUCUGGGGAAGAGUAAAGGCAGGAAGUACCCCGAGAUGAGUCCUGAGUCACGUGCCUUCCUGGCUGAGCACUACCGCGAGCACAACAUGGAGCUGCUGCGUCUGCUGAAUCGGCUGGGCCAUGCGCUGCCGUCCUGGCUCCGCCAAGAACUCCAGAGCACAAGCUGGAGCUGAGGCCACACCCCCUCACUCACACAGACGGACAAACACACCACAGAGAAAAGCCAGGACUGAGUCUGGAUGAGCCCACUUUGGCUCUGGAUUAAACUGGACAGCUGGAAUCUGGAACAAACGGCAGUAAAAGAGCUGAUGUUACUGGGCUGUUCCACAGGAGGUCUCUCUCAAAGUGUUGCUCACUGUUUGAAAAGGAUCCCAGCCGACUCUCCCUGCAACUCCUGAUCUGUUGCCAACCUCCUGCCAGCACUGACAGCCCUCAGCCUCAGUCAGUGUGUGUUGGAUGGGCUGGGGGGCACUGACACUGAACGCUUCAGAUUGUUGUAGAUCCAGAGGACUGUGGGACCAGCAGGUUUGGGGCAUAAACAACAGAUCAGUCGGCCUUAAUGUGAGGAGAGAGAGCGUGCAGAUGUGGAGUGUAUGCGUGGAUACAGGACAACCCCACACACACACACACACACACACACACAUGUCCACAAGUAAGAUUGUAAAGCAUCUUUCAAAAGCAGGUGUAUUGGUUAGGUUUAAGGGGCAUCAGCCUGAAGACCGUUCUGACAGACAGUCCACAUCCUGGUCCACACACACACACACACACACACACACACACACACACACACACACACACACACACACACACACACACACACACACGUGUCUACCUACAGUCGUUUCCUAGUCUGCUUACUGAGGAGACGGACACUUUAGAACAGUUCAGAUGGCAGGUCGUGUAAAUAUCAUGUGGUUCAGUAGGUGACUGGAGGCCAGGCGUGGUCCAGGCUCCGCCCAUCACAACACGUGAUCCACGUUGGAUUAUGUCAGUGUUUUUUUAAGAUAACUAGCUUUUAAUCUCCAUAGCCUAGUUUUAUUUUUAUUUUUUUAAUAUAUCAUGUUGGAACCAUGCUGCUGAGCAAAGCUUGUGUCGUAGGACUGGAUUUUUAGUUUUCAUAGUUCAGGACCAGAACAUGAAAGUUCAGGUUUCACUUCAGCUCUCAUCAUUUAGUGAUGAAGGGGUUUGGUUUUACUGGUGUUUCUGAUUUCAUGGCUCUGGCUGGAGGCUCCGCCCUUACAACAGCUGCUGAGGCUCAUAGGUACUGUAGUACAUAUCAAGCUAAAGGGACGACACAGUGAAAAUGUACAACUGUUGUCUUGGUUUAAGUUCCCAAGAGACUUGAGUACCAUUAUUAUUAAAUGAUUAAGGUCCACAGAAAAACCUCCAGUUUCCACUUGUCAUAGAGAUAACGGUUACCUUUAAGGAGUUUCUAAAGAUUUAUUAUUGCACUUCUAUAAAGUUAGGAAACUCCCAAGAGACGGAUUUUAAAAAACGGUUAAAACUGAAGCAGGAAGAGGCUGCUGAGAUAUUCUGAUACUCUUCCUGUCUGGUAAAUUACCCCAUCUUUCCGUCUCCAGGCUGAGAAAACCAACAAUGACUAAGCUCCUCCAUAACCACAGAGACCUCAUACAACUGACUCCACAGACACCAGAAACGACCAUGACCAGCACAUGGACCUGGAUACCAAUAAUACAGAGUGGACUUAACCAACAAGGACUAUGGGAGCAGUGUGACUUAGUCUUUUUUUGGUCAUCAAUCAGAACGUGUUCUCACCGGUUUCAUAGUGAUAACGAGUUAGCAGCUGCACAGGGAUCCUGACGUGAUGUGGUUUUCAGACACAGUCCUGGACCAGAGCUGUUGGAACCCACUGUGGGUUUGUGAGAUUCUGUGAGGGGGACAAGAACCUCGGCCUGCAAGAGAAAAGAAAACCUGUUGGGUAUCUUCUGGAAGAGCAACACAGAAUGCUAAUCACACACACACACACACACACACACACACACACACACACACACACACACACACACACACACACACACACACACACACGCUUGUCUCCAUCUGAGGACAGUAACCCACAUGGUCCCAGGACAGAGGACGGAGCCAAUAUGGAGACAAAUCAGAAGCUGCUGUCUUGUUGUUUGUUUUGUAUAAAUGUCAAAAAGGCCAACACUGUAUCGUCUCUAAUAAACAGAGAGGUUGGAGA
Messenger RNA from Anoplopoma fimbria (sablefish), 5393 nucleotides. RefSeq names its product N-deacetylase/N-sulfotransferase (heparan glucosaminyl) 2a (gene ndst2a). Gene Ontology annotation, molecular function: heparan sulfate N-sulfotransferase activity; deacetylase activity. Gene Ontology annotation, cellular component: Golgi apparatus. Lineage: Eukaryota; Metazoa; Chordata; Actinopteri; Perciformes; Anoplopomatidae. The transcript is spliced from 15 exons. The coding region runs from base 640 to 3360 and encodes 906 amino acids. The record is from RefSeq and is a predicted model, not a curated record.